Leptidea sinapis is the source of this 5223-nucleotide messenger RNA. It is a transcript of the gene cd, whose product is annotated as peroxidasin homolog pxn-2-like. Gene Ontology annotation, biological process: response to oxidative stress. Gene Ontology annotation, molecular function: peroxidase activity; heme binding. The record is from RefSeq and is a predicted model, not a curated record. Lineage: Eukaryota; Metazoa; Arthropoda; Insecta; Lepidoptera; Pieridae. Bases 70 to 1125 code for a protein of 351 amino acids. The transcript has 7 exons.
AUAAAACGUCAAACGAGCGUUUGCAAAUCAGGUGACGAGCGAGCCAAUGAGAACCUGCACCUGACGACCAUGCACCUGAUCUGGGCGCGGCAACACAAUAGGUUGGCGACACAGCUGGCCAAGCUCAACCCGACCUGGAGUGAAGAGGUGGUGUUCCAGGAGGCAAGGCGGAUAGUAGGGGCGCAGAUGCAACACAUCACCUACGCUGAAUUCUUACCGGCCAUACUAGGUGUGGAUGUAAUGUGGGCAUUAAACUUGACUCUGAAAGACACGGGCUACUCCAGCGUGUACGAUCCUUCAGUGGACCCGUCCAUCGCAAACCACUUUUCAGCUGCUGCUUUCAGAUUUGCUCACACUCUUCUGCCUGGGCUGAUCCACCACGUGGACGCGACCACGGGCACCGUCAGCUACACCCACCUGCACGAGAUGUUGUUCAAUCCGUUCGCCUUGUACAACCGCGAGGCGGGCGCGCGGCUCGCGGUCAAGUCCGCCAUGGACACGCCCGUGCACGGCGUCGACCCGCAUGUCACCGCUGAGCUCAGCAACCAUCUCUUCGAGCGAUCAAACUCUUUGAACUCCUCCUACGAAUCAGCGAUGGGGCCUCACCCCUGCGGGCUCGACCUGGUGUCUUUGAACAUCCAGCGCGGCCGCGACCACGGGCUGCCCUCCUAUCCUGCCUGGAGGGAACUCUGCGGCCUGUCCCGACCCACCACCUUCGAUGAUCUGAAUGCAAUUUUCGAUGACCUGUCUCUGAGCAGGAUCGGUAAGAUUUACAAAAACGUGGCUGACAUAGACCUGUACACGGGCGCACUGGCCGAGAACCCGCGCGGUCGGCUGCUGGGACCCACGCUGACCUGCCUCAUCGCUGACCAGUUCUACCGGCUGAAGGUCGGAGACAGGUUCUGGUACGAGACUGAUGAGGAGGAAAUCAAAUUUACUUCAGAACAACUAUACGAGAUCCGCAAGACCACCCUUGCUGGUGUGAUAUGUGCGAAUGAGGACCUCCUGGACCAGGCCCAGCCGAAGGUGAUGGAGGCUUUAAGCGCCACUAACCCGCUAGUGGACUGCAAGGAACUGCCACAGCCGAACUUCGCGCCAUGGAAGGACAUGUCAUCUUCAAAAUAAGAUUCAUUCUCCAAGAGUAAUAAGAAAACUAAGAAGACUUAGGCCAGGCUCUGUAAGGAUAAGCAAAAUGUUCCUUUACUUUAUCAAAUACACUACGUUAUAUAAACAUUUAUUUACCUAUAACUUCUUUUACUCUACAGCUAAUAGUAAUUCUAAAUUAAUCUAUGCUUACAUUCGUCUGUAGAUUCUUACUACACGGGUAUAUUAAUUAUUAAUACUGUUACUACCGCUUUUAAUACCGACGUUGUAUUUAUUUUACUUAUAACGUUAGGCUUUUUUUCUGCCCCUUUCAGACCCAUCUUCUUCCAUUCGUCAGAGUAAAAGACUUGGGUGAGCCCUCACUACUGCUUCAAUGUUACCAGCGUCUACCAAUGUUUGUGUUCUGUAAAUAGGGCUGCUUAAAAUAAUCAAUGGUAUUAAUCAAUUCUCAAUUCUCGUGAUUUCGAGUUUGGGUAGAGUUUUCGUUCAGUUGUGCUUCUUCCGCUUUGAAUACAAUGCCACGCAAUGGCAAAAUGUUCAGUGAAAAAAUGUCAAAAUAACAGCAUAAUAACCAAACUUAAAAAGGAUGAUUUACUCCAUAAAUCAGUAACACCUUACAAGAUUUAGUAUAAUUGCUAACUAUAGCAAUUAUCGCCGCGUACACAAAGGCUAAAUUGUAAAUCAAAUUAUACAUUUUAAAUUUUUUUUGGUCUAUAGUCUAAUUCUAAUGUUUAAUUAAAAAAAAUAGAUAUCGUCCGUCAGAGAUGCUUUUUCGUCAUAUUAUGCUAUGUUCAAAUGUAGAUUGGAUUACUUUUCUUCAAAUUUGUGGGUGUGCUAAGAACUAGCAUAGAUUAGUCUGUUCUCUUUGAAUACCAAACUAUUCAGAUUUCAUCGUGAAACACCUAACGGCCGUUCCCAAUAUGCUAUCUACAGAUAGAGAUAAAUUACUGCCUUCUAAUGUCAGUAAGUAACUGUCAAUAAUUUGAAGUUGUUCCAAUAUACCCGAUAAGUCAUUCUUAUCGCCUUAUAUUGGGACGCGUGAAUUGCAAUUUCCAUACAAACUUCUAUCGCUGGUAAGCUAUACGUCGUCCCAUUGACAGACAGCGUGUAUGGAUAACGGCCGUUUUCAAUAACCUAUCUAUUCUUACUUUAACUUAGAUACUACAGGUAAGACAAAUAUAUCGCUUACUUACAUUUCCAUAACCUAUCGACAUAAAGCAUUGGACUAUAACUAUAUUGGACAUAACUAUGGAUAGAUAAGAUCUUGUCAUUAGACGGUGACAGCAAUGUAUCCUUAACUAGCUAGAGAUGCGUUUUUGAAAACGGCCGUAAGAUGAGUUACCGUCGGUAAGUUUAUAGGGACAGAAAAGUCAACGAUAGUUACGAUUUUUUACCUCAAGUAGCCCACAGCAGGAGAUAGACUGAAUAUUGGGAAUAGCCGUAAGUCACAUUGACACAGUCGGCUAUCGAAGAUUAAUGCCAAAAUUAUUGAAUGAAUCAAGAACCAACAAGAAGUCAAUUUUCACACUGAAAACUUACUACUAAAAGUGUUAACAGAUAUUUUUAGGUAGGUAGGCUAGACUGCUCGUUGUGUCAAAAACAAUCAUUUUUGACGAAAUAAGUAAGUAUUAUAAUAUUAUAUACCAUAGGUAUGUAUUAUAAAUACUUACCUUUUAUAUUAUUUCAUUAGAUAUAAGUUGCUAUAUCGUAUAUACAGGCUGUUAAAAAAUCCUGUAGUAAUCCUACUAUAUCUUGAGGCGUAUAUUGGUAGCAAGUAGUGAGAACAAAUUAAUAUUGAUUUGUAGGAAAAAAGCAUAUUAAAAAAAUCUUACAAAAAAAAGAUUAUUAAACGUAGCGAAUUAUAAAAGCUUAGACACCUGUGCCUGCGGCCAUUUUAAUUUUAAUAAUAAACAUCGGCCGUCUUAUUCGUUUGAGGUCAGGGGGAUGACCUUAGUUUACUGGUAGAAUAAAUAAGUCAGGGGUUCAAUUUUUAAAAACAUUUAAUAUGAACAUAAGUAUGUGUUCUUUUCACUGUAGCAUUUCAUCUACUGGCUUUUGAUUUUUUAUUUUAUUUUUAGUGGUGUCUCCGCAUUCAACUUCAUAUCCGAGUCAAUUAUUAUCGUACAGGGUUUUUUUAACAUACUGUAUAACCUUACACACCUUCACAUAUUAUGCGGUUUGUAUUAGGUAUAUAAUAUAAGGAAGCAUAUAAUUUUAUUUUAUUUUAGACUAUUUGUAACGUAAAAUAAAUAUGUUUUUGAUUGAUGAAGAGAACUAAUUUAAUCAGUAUAAAUUAUAUUUUGCUUUUUUUUUGUUUAAAGGUAAACACUAAAAAACGUUUUGUAUCUAGUUCUACGUAAGUAAUUGUAAGCUCACCAAUUCUAGUUAUAGAGGUAAUAUUCUGUUAAUUUAAAGGACAAUAUAGAAGAAGAAAUUAUAGUUUAAUCUCCAGAAUUAUUUCUACUGUAAGACCAGCGAAAUCUAAAUCAAUUAUUUUAAUGUUAUACCUAUAUUGAAAGUUACCUUCAGAAGUUUAGUCAAAAUCAAUUGUGGAGAUUCAGACUUUUAGUCGCCUUUUUAUUUUAGCAACGUUGUUUAAUUCAAAUUCAAAUAUUUUUAUUCAAAAUAGGAUAUAAAAUCACUUAUUGAAAUUCAAAAACUACCACCAAACGAAUGACUCAGACCUGAGAAGAACUGGCACAACAAACUCAACGGGCUUAUUUUCAUAAGAACAUGUUACAUGGUUAUUAAGUAAAAUCGUACAAUUUAACUUAUUAUUUAAUAGCCUGAGGGCGGUGGCACCAUUCCCAAGCUGUGUCCCCAGUGAAGUCCUCGGUUAAAUAUUUGAUUCAUAUCUGCUGCUGGAUACAGCAGACCGAAAAUCAAUAGACCUGCUACAGACUACAGUGCUACAGUAUAAUAUUUUGCCCUGAUGCUCUGAAAUACAUACUGAGAGCAGGGGAAUUGGAAAGGGAUCGGUCUAUUAUGUGAGGCUAACUAAAGAGAAAAUUCUUUGUUACAUCAAUAAAUCAAAUUCUUAAUUUGCGUAUAAACAUUGUAUGUUCCGAUGGUACAAUAGGUACCUAUUUCAGUUUUACAUGUUUCGCCGGGUUUAACUAGGCAUGCAAAUGAAUACAGGAAAGCGAUGAAAUAUUCGGUUUAAUUGUUUAAUAACGGCUUUUAUGUACGUAAAACAAAAAGUGACGUGUACUUGCCGAAAGACAGACAAUCCUUCUAAAUCUGAUAAAUAUUUCAUCGAAGAGUCAAUUAGAAUACACAAAAGCCACGCGAAUAAUCAGCGUUCUUAUUGGCCAGUUUGGUAACGAGUGAGUCAUUGCUUGAUCGGUAUUGGUCAUUAUUAUUAUAGAGCCGCCGUGCCUUGUUCUUCUGGAACGCAGGUCCUGUAGAGGACUUCAAUGUACACAAUAUAAUGUUGCUUAUCUGAAGGAGUAAUGAACCCUGAAGUAAAAUAAACAUAAUUAUAAGUAAUUACAGUUCAAUGUGUUCACGACACAACAUACAGACUAUUAUAUUGAUUGAAAUCUAUUUUUAGCCGGUGUUUGGUUUAUUGUUUUAAAUUAAAAAUUUCCCUAGGACGCGCUGUUCUAUUGAUCUGUGUAAACAUAAUGUUAAUUAUGUGAGCUAAAUAAUCUGUACACAUAAAUAAAAUUGGAGUGUCUGUUUGUAAUAUUGAAAUAACCGUUUUUUACUACAUGUAUAUGAAUAUAUACCUAUACGGUACAUACACCAAAAUAUUUUUUUUUACAAUUUUGACGGGACUUUUAUUGGCAGGUAGCUGAUAUUUAUAUGGCAAGACAACGUUUGCCGCGUCAGCUAGUAUCUUAUAUAAUUUCUUCAAAAGAUGACAAACACGCCACAUUUAAAGGAAGCGUCAGUACCAGGUGUACUAUGUACUAUAAAUUAUAUUAUAUAUAAUGGUUAAUAAUAUAAUAACUCAAUGUAAAAUCUACUAAGCAUCAAGUGUAGCUCUGGUCUGAUUUAUAAUAACUUAAUAUCUUGUAUGAUUUAUUAUUGGUAUUGUUAUUGUAAGCUGUUUUAAUAAUAUCAACAUAAUAUACAUUGUAACAAAUUGUUAAUUCAGGAAAUGCUUUGUGUAAU